Messenger RNA from Dermacentor silvarum, 3755 nucleotides. Its product is annotated as phospholipid-transporting ATPase ABCA3. The coding region runs from base 1 to 3651 and encodes 1216 amino acids. The record is from RefSeq and is a predicted model, not a curated record. The transcript is spliced from 17 exons. Gene Ontology annotation, biological process: transmembrane transport; lipid transport. Gene Ontology annotation, molecular function: lipid carrier activity; ABC-type transporter activity; ATP binding. Lineage: Eukaryota; Metazoa; Arthropoda; Arachnida; Ixodida; Ixodidae. Gene Ontology annotation, cellular component: membrane; intracellular membrane-bounded organelle.
AUGGUGUCGUUCAUCAUCGCGCAGAUUGGCUAUAGUCUGCUCAUUAUUCUCAUCACGUGGGUGUUCCCCAAAGGAGGAGCAAAAUGGUCGCUGGUGACAGAGAGGGUGCUUGGCAAAGAUAACGUCACAAUUGCGGAAAUUUGGGCAGUGAUGCUAGUCGCCGAUGCUGCCUUUGCAUUCCUGGCCUGGUACCUCUCCAAAGUUCUUCCCUGGAGCACUGAUAACCCACAGCAUCCAUUAUUCUGCCUUCAGCCCUCUCAUUGGAUGCCCCAAGUUGUUGAAACCACCGGAGAAACAAUGAAGGUACAACAAGACACCUCUCGAUUUGAGGAACUGCCGCCAGACAGCAAAACUGUUAUCGCCAUCAACAAUCUAACCAAGGUUUACGGCUACAAGCCAGCCUUAAAUGGCGUUGACAUGAAAGUAUACGAGUCUAAAAUCACGGUACUUCUUGGCCACAAUGGCGCCGGGAAGACAACCCUGAUGAGUAUCUUGACAGGUAUGAAGGCCCCAACCAGUGGCGUCGCCAUAGUCUGUGGCUACGACGUCUCCAAGCAACGCUACCACGUGCGCCAGCUGGUCAGCCUUUGUCAACAGACAGAUAUCUUCUUCGAUGAUAUGACAUGUACUGAGAACCUCCUCUACUUCGGAUCGCUCAAGGGAACAAAGAAAGCCAAACUUGUGAACUCCAUUACGGAAACACUGCGUGUGGUCGGGCUUGAAGACAAGGCUUAUAGUAUGCCACACCAGCUGUCUGGCGGCAUGAAGAGGAGGCUGAGCAUAGCCAUUACCCUUGUUUCUGAGCCAGAGCUCCUGAUUCUGGACGAGCCAACGGCUGGCAUGGAUCCUGAGACAAGGCGGUGUGUCUGGGACACCUUGCAGAACGUAGCGAAGAAGAGUACCCUACUUCUGUCUUCUCAUGACAUGGAGGAGGCUGACGCCAUCGGCGAUCAGAUAAUUGUCAUGGCAAACGGUGUGGCCGUCUGCAGUGGAUCUACAGCCUUUCUCAAGAAAGCAUGUGGCGUUGGAUACAAGCUGACGUUUACCAAGGUGCCGAAAGCGUUUGAUCUCAAUCAAGCGAUGGCUAUCGUCCAUAACACUAUACCGAAAGCGGUUGUGGAUGAUGACAAGGAAAGCGAAGUGUCCAUCAUGCUGGGGACAACGGACCCCACAGGGUUCUCAGCAAUGUUCAAGGAGCUGGAGAGCUCUCUCGAAAAACUGGGCAUCACAAGCAUAGGAGUCACCGUUGCUUCGAUGAAGGAUGUCUACCUUAACUGGGGUCUCUGCGCCACGUUCUUCCUGCUGCCUCUUGCAUUGCUGGCGUUAAGUACCUGGCAGUCGCCACCAGUGAGCCAGCUGAAGUCGCUGCAAACGCAGGCAAACACCCUCGACAUCCCCAUUAAACUGGCAGCCCACUUCCCACGAACCGAGGUCAUACUUGGCGAGUCACCGGCCACCGACGUAAGCCAACAACUGCGGGCACUUGUGAAGUCCGAAGGCUGCAGCGUGCGCACCGCGGAAGACGUGGGAAAGGAGCUCCGCGAGAUCAUGGAGGGCGACUUCGCAAGCUACAUCCUGACUUACCCAAUGGCCGUUUCAUUUCAGUCUAACGCGAUACAGAUUUUGCCCAACCCGACGAGCCCCAUCACGCUUCCGGUCAUUGUCAACCUGGUACACACGGCCUGGCUGCGCGUGCUGACGACGAAGCCGGAGGCGCACAUUAACGUCACCGUCACUUACCUGAAAGCCCUCCAUAGGUCAACCACUUUUCUCAUUUUCAUGGCAAAAUUAGGUGCUUGGGUCUACUGGGGGUUCGAAGCGGCUCUGUUCUACGCGUUGGGCUUCGCUGCCUACGCCUCGUUUCCUGCUACCGAGCUGUUGAGCGGCGCUCGAGAAGUGCAGCUCAUGACGGGAAUCUCGGGCCUCGAGUUCAUCUUCGCCCACUUCGUCUUCGAUUUCCUCUACCACGUCCUCUUCAGCGUGUUGUGGUGCGUCAUCCACUACACCUUCAGCUCCUACUCUGCAGCCACACUAGGGCUCUUGUUCCUUGCUUUUGUGUCGGUUGGGCCAGCAGCUAUUGGCGUUGCCUACCUAUUCGCGGAAACUGCAGUCUCUCCCGGUUCUGCGGUCGUUAGGCUUUUCCUGGCAUUCUACGUUGGAGGCCUGCUCACCGUCAUGGGCAGUUCAAUUCUUUCGUAUUUCUCAACGUCAAAUUUCGUGCACUAUGCCUUGCUCGCCCUCCCACCGUACACGCUGCUGUCCAUGCUCGUCAAAAUAUGGGACAACGAGGACAAGUCCCUGCACUGCAAGCUACUAGAGAACCAACUUCUUCUCCAAAAAAUUUUGAAAAUUGAUUGCGGCGCGAGCGUGCUGGCAAUUACUUAUGAUGGCAUCGGAAUCGAGCUAUUGGCUGCAACAGUGACAGGCCUGGUCCUCCUGGCAAUCAUGGUCUUCCUAACUUCUGGCUUCUUGAAGCGCGGUGACCACUUCGCGGGCCAGGAGUUGUCUGCCGACGAAGAUGUCGAAGAGGAGAAGAAGCUCGUCAACUCUGCGCUCCAAGAAGGAGACUUCGCCAACUACUCGAUGCUCGUCUGGAGUCUGCACAAACGCUUCGGCGCGUUCUUCGCCGUCCGAGGCACCUACAUGGCACUUCGUCCCUCCGAAUGCUUCGGCCUUCUCGGCGUGAACGGCGCCGGCAAGACCACCACAUUCCAAAUGCUGGCCGCACUGGUCAGCGCCUCACACGGUGACGCCUCCACGGCGACGGCCAAGCUCAGUGGGAACGCACGCAGAUGGCAGUCGCAGAUCAGCUACUGCUUUCAGCUCGGGGGCCUCCUGAACCGGCUGAAUGCGUACGAGUACUUGUACCUGGUCGGUCGGCUGAGAGGCAUCCCUGAAAGCGAAUUGAAGUCCAUGAUAGACAGCAUUCUAUCAGUUGCCGACCUCACGGAGCACGCGUCCAAACAGUGCGGGGUGUACAGCGGAGGAAACCGCCGCAAGCUGUCCAUCAGCGCAGCGCUACUGGGCCUAUCGCCAUUCGUCUUUCUCGACGAGCCCUACGCUGGCGUGGACGUUGUGUCUCGAAACAAGAUCUUCCGAGCCAUCGCUGAGAUCAAGAAACGCUCGCGGACCACUUUCGUGCUCACGUCUCACAACAUGGAUGAGUGCGAGUUUUCCUGCGACCGCGCCACGAUCAUGGUCCAAGGCCGCAUGAUGUGCCUGGGCACUAUCCAACACCUGCGGGAAAAGUUUGGCCAAGGCUACCGACUCGAGCUCUUGCUGAAGCAUACUGCUGUAGCCAGCACUCAAAUGCUGAAAAAGGCAGUUGAGCACCUCUUCACCGGAAUUCAACUUAAAGAUGACCACCAGAACCUGCUCAGCUAUCACCUGGCAGAUAGAAUACCUUGGAGCAAGCUGUUCACCAAGAUCGAGAAGCUCCAGAAAGACUUCGAGCUCGAGCACGUUCUCGUCGGAGAGAACACUCUGCAAGAUAUAUUCUUGAACUUCGCCAAAGUGCAAGAAGGGCUUCGCAUUCCAGUAGCUGUGCUCAGCCCUGCCGCCGCCGCAAAGGAGAGCGCAACGGCGACUACAACGCGGAGCGGAACGGUGACAGGAACGGCGACCGUAGAAGAGAGCGCGAAGCUGGUUUGAACUGUGUCACGGUGACCGCCACGGCAGAGCAGCUCCCUGGCGUGGAGCAUAAAACUGACUCUGUGGUUUCCGGAAGACGCUCCGCCUGGCAAGAAAUAAAGGUC